Molecule: messenger RNA, 750 nt
Organism: Cryptomeria japonica (Japanese cedar)
Lineage: Eukaryota; Viridiplantae; Streptophyta; Pinopsida; Cupressales; Cupressaceae
Product: pentatricopeptide repeat-containing protein At2g13600-like
Exons: 3
Coding region: 1-750 (249 amino acids)
Biological process (GO): RNA modification
Molecular function (GO): protein binding; RNA binding
Source: RefSeq, a predicted model, not a curated record
AUGCAAUUGGCAGGUGUAAAGCCAGAAUCUACAACCUUUGCCUACAUCCUUGCAGCCUGUGUCAAAAUGGGAGCUCUGAAAGAGGGUAUGGACAUUCACCAAAGCAUAAAUGAUAGAGGAAUUUUGUCAAAUGUUGUAGUUGCAACGGCCCUGCUAGACAUGUAUGCAAAAUGUGGAAGCGUAAACAAGGUUCGUGAACUGUUUGACAAAAUGCCUCGAAGAAAUAUGGUAUCAUGGAGUGCAAUGAUAGCAGGAUAUGAACAAAAUGGAUUUGCUGGAGAGGCUUUAGAAACUUUCAAGCAAAUGCAAGCGGCAGGUUUAGUGGAUGAGGGUUGUACAUACUUCAACCACAUGAGAGAUCCUUAUUGCAUUACACCUACAGUUGAUCACUAUGUGUGCAUGGUUGACCUUCUUGCCCGUGCUGGCUAUCUUGAGGACACCCUAAACUUUAUCAUUAAGAUGCCACUUCAACCUGUGGUGGUUGUGUGGAUGUGUUUUCUUGCUGCCUGUAGAUUACACAUGAAUAUAGAUUUAGGAGUAUUUACAGCAAUGCUGCUUAUAGAUGUGGAUCCAAAAAUACUGCAACUUAUGUUCUUCUCUCAAACAUCUAUGCAGAACUGGGCAGGUGGGGUGAGGUUCAAAUGGAGAUGGGUUACAUCAUACACGGGAGAUUUAGGCAAAGUUGUAGAAAUGGCUCUGGAGAUGAAAGCAGCCGGGAAUUUUCCUGGAAAAUUCCAAACAUUUACUUAA